Molecule: messenger RNA, 663 nt
Organism: Papaver somniferum (opium poppy)
Lineage: Eukaryota; Viridiplantae; Streptophyta; Magnoliopsida; Ranunculales; Papaveraceae
Exons: 1
Coding region: 1-663 (220 amino acids)
Source: RefSeq, a predicted model, not a curated record
AUGGACUCAAUUCGACGAGAAUUCGAACUUUUGGACUCAUCAGGACUUGAGUACCAAUGUUGGGUAUCUGAUGUGGAAACUACCUUCAUGGCAAAGGACUAUACAUCCACUAUCAAGCCAUCUGCCGACGCUGCUCCGACAACUGAGAAAGACAAAGCUCAUGCUCUUAUGUUCCUCAAGAGGCAUAUAGAUCCUAACAUGCGUUGGGGUCAUCAUCACUUGAAGACACCCAAAGAGCUAUGGAAUGCUCUAGAGAGCCGUUUUGGGAAUAUUUAUGAUUCCUUGCUACGACAAUUGACUCUCCAGUGGAAUGAAAUCCGCUUUCUCGAUUAUGUAAAAGUGAAUGAUUUCCAAAAAAAUAUGAUACAGAUUCAGGCACGUCUGGACUUCUGUGGAAAGAAACUCACAGAUGAGGAAAUGAUUCAGAAAACCCUAUCGACCUUUCCCACCUUUUCCACGAUACUAACGAACCAGUAUCGUUUAGAGGUUGACAACAAAGGAAUCACCACAUUCAGUAGGUUGAUAAACUUAUUGCAAGUAGCCGAAAGGCACAAUGAGAUUCUUGUCAAUAACAAUGUCAGAGAUGUCGGGAAAAAGAAAGUUCUCGAAGUUAACUAUGGAAAGGUCAAUAGAGGAAAGAAUCCCAAAGGAAAGAGGGCUUGA